This is a messenger RNA of Synchiropus splendidus (mandarinfish), 2261 nucleotides long. RefSeq names its product noelin-like. Gene Ontology annotation, biological process: signal transduction. The transcript is spliced from 6 exons. The coding region runs from base 178 to 1542 and encodes 454 amino acids. Lineage: Eukaryota; Metazoa; Chordata; Actinopteri; Syngnathiformes; Callionymidae. The record is from RefSeq and is a predicted model, not a curated record.
CCACACACGCGAAGAAUACGUUUCCACAUGGAUGCUUUUUGGCAUCGGAGCUGAAGCGGGGGAGAGAGGCGGGCGGAGGGCUGGAGGGUGGAGACAGAAGGAUAAGGAAGAUAGAAGGACAGAAGAAUCCAUGAAUAGGAGCGACAGCACCACAGGGAUAAAAGAAGAGAACAAAAGAUGGAGUCAGAGGAAAAUCUGAUCAACACUUCUCUGCUUCUGCUGCUGCUUUCAAGCUACAUCACCAUGGUUGGUCCAUCGGUUCCGGAGGACGGUUGGCAGGUCUACAGCUCCGCCCAGGACACAGAUGGCCGCUGUGUUUGUACUGUUGUUGCCCCACAACAGACCGUCUGCUCCCGGGACGCGCGAAGCAAGCACCUGAGACACCUACUGGACAAGGUGCAGAACAUGAGUCAGUCCAUCGAGGUUCUGGAUCAGCGCACACAGAAGGAUCUGCAGUUUGUGGAGAGGAUGGAAGUUCAGCUGAAGAACCUGGAGAACAGUUUCAAACAGCUGGAAGAAGGACAUGAGAGUAACAUUGUCCGGCAGUACAAGUCCAUCAAGACAAAGAUGGAGGAGCUGCGUCCUCUGAUCCCAGUCCUGGAGUCCUACAAAGCCGACGCUCUGCUGGUUCGGCAGUUCAAGGAGGAGGCGGCAAAUGUAACCGAGCUUCUGGGAUCCCUCCAGGAACAGCUUGGUGGGCUGGACUAUCAGGAAGUCCACAGCAGAGUUUUGGAUCUGGAGGACCGCCUUCGAGCUUGCAUGCAGCGGCUUGCCUGUGGAAAACUGACGGGCAUUUCAGAACCGGUAACAAUCAAGACUUCGGGAUCCAGAUUUGGCUCGUGGAUGACUGACCCGCUCGCUCCCCCUGGAGACAACAGGGUUUGGUACAUGGAUGGCUACCAUAACAACCGCUUUGUCCGAGAAUAUCCAUCAUUACAUGACUUCAUGAAUUCAGACAACUUCACGUCUCACCGCCUCCCACACCCGUGGUCUGGAACUGGUCAGGUGGUGUAUAAUGGCUCCAUUUACUUCAACAAGUUUCAGAGUCACACCAUCAUCAAGUUUGACUUCAGCACUUCACUGAUCAGUCGCUCGCGGCAGCUGGACUUUGCUGGCUACAACAACAUGUACCACUACUCCUGGGGCGGUCACUCCGACAUUGACCUCAUGGUGGAUGAGGGAGGGCUCUGGGCGGUGUACGCAACCAAUCAGAACGCUGGCAACAUUGUUCUCAGCCAGCUCAAUCCAAACACCUUACAAAUAAUCCGCAGCUGGACCACCAACCACCCAAAACGCAGUGCAGGCGAGGCUUUCAUGAUCUGUGGAACGCUGUACGUCACCAAUGGAUACUCAGGUGGAACCAAAGUGUACUAUGCAUAUUCGACCAACACCUCCACGUAUGAAUACAUCGACAUCCCUCUGACCAACAAAUACAGCCACCUGUCAAUGCUGGACUACAACCCCCGGGACAGGGCGCUGUAUGCCUGGAACAAUGGACAUCAGGUUUUGUACAACGUCACGCUCUACCACAUUAUCCAAUGAAAAGGUCACCAAACUUGCCAGAACCAGGCUCUGGUCGACCGGGUUGAGGACCACAAUGCCUGUAUUUAAAUGUAGAACUCAUGUGUAUUGGCUAGACAUAUUAGUGACGCAUAGUCCAGAGAAGACUGAGCGAAUUAAGCCACAUCGGUGAGCACAGUCAUGAUCAGAAGACACUCUAUGAAAAGCACAGCAGCUUGUCAGAGAUUUUGUCCCAUGUAAGUUUGGUUUUGUCAGUUUCGGUACCUUCACCUGACACAGAGUGCUCACCUGACUGAAGGAUACUUGGUGCUUGGUGUUUGCCAGGGGAAGCAUGGUGUGAUACCAUACCAAAUGGUGAUGUCACAGCACAUGCUUCCUCCUCGGUACGACCCAAGUUCACAGCAGCAGAUACUUCAUAGCAUGACAUUUUUACUUGUUUACUUGCAAAAAUGAAAAACAUUUUUUGUCACUGAUCACAAUAGUUCCGAUAACCAAUGCAAUACAGGUUUUUUGAGAGCAAAAUUUGCCUGCCAGCUGAAAUGAAGUUUACAACAUGUUUACAGCAAUAUGACCAAUAUAUGUCAACAGCUUUUGUAUUUUUAAAGAUCUUAAUGUGACAGCCAUAUUCGAUAAACGUUUGUCUUUCUCUUGUGGCUUGAAAGGAUAUUUGUGACAAUAAAGUAACUGAUGGUGGAUGUCAUUGUACAUGAACUUUGAAAAAUAAACCAUUUUGAAAAGCA